Messenger RNA from Aphidius gifuensis, 912 nucleotides. RefSeq names its product mediator of RNA polymerase II transcription subunit 31 (gene MED31). Gene Ontology annotation, biological process: regulation of transcription by RNA polymerase II. The coding region runs from base 388 to 864 and encodes 158 amino acids. The transcript has 4 exons. NCBI's taxonomy places the organism in Eukaryota, Metazoa, Arthropoda, Insecta, Hymenoptera, Braconidae. Gene Ontology annotation, cellular component: core mediator complex; mediator complex. The record is from RefSeq and is a predicted model, not a curated record. Gene Ontology annotation, molecular function: transcription coregulator activity.
ACAACACUGGCGUCUAGUAAUAAAAAAAAGCCACCUCGGAUUUACACGUACAUACUUUAUUUCCAUAGUGCUGGGUCCCGAUGUACAGGAUGUAGGACGACUGUGUACAUACACUGCCCAAAUCCCAAUUGCCCAUCAGUCAUCAUUCGCAUCAUUCAUCACCUCAUCACUGCGUCAAGUCAAAUUUCAAAGGUUCGAAGCAAGAGAUUAGAGAAUAAAGUCAGGGAAUGCUGUGUUGACCAUUUGGACAGUUUGGACAGUCAACGUGGUUAAUAUUUUUUAACGUUGGAAUUCAAUUAUAAUCUAUUUGCAUUAUAACUCGAUCAUGCUAUUGUAUCAAAAGCUAACAAAACAUUCAUUCAUUGAAUAUUUCUAGUACUUCGAAAUAUGAAUCGUUUGGAUGAUUCAAAUACUUUAAUAUUAAAAGAUCGAAGACCUCCGUCCAUCGGAAUGAAUGGUGCUUCGGAAACUGAAGACCAGCAGCGUCUACGUUUUCAGGUUGAGCUUGAAUUCGUACAAUGUCUUGCCAAUCCAAAUUAUCUAAAUUUUUUGGCACAACGAGGAUAUUUUAAGGAUUCAGCAUUUAUCAAUUAUCUUAAAUAUUUAGUUUAUUGGAAAGAGCCAGAAUAUGCUAAAUACCUAAAAUAUCCAAUGUGUUUGUAUUUUCUCGACUUGCUACAGUAUGAACAUUUUAGACGUGAGGUUGUCAACUCUCAAUGCACGAAAUUUAUUGAUGAUCAGCAAAUUCUCCUCUGGCAGCACUAUACGAGACGUAGAACAAGACUAUUACAAUCAGUAACAGAACAAACGCAACAUGUUUCUAAUCCACAAAAUAAUGGACUUGCUCCGCCUAAACUUUCUUAAAAAACUAUCAAACUUGUUUCAAUAAAUAAUACAUAAGAUAAAACAUAA